GACCAGCGCGCAGCCGUGCGCGGCCGCCGGGCGCGCAGUGUUGACCCGCGUCCUAGCAACAGGCGGGCGCCGACUGCGGCGGGGCAGGGCGCUGCAGUGUGUGUGCUAAGCUCAGGUCUGAGCACUGGCGGAUCCCAUGGGUGUGGCUCUGACGAAAUUGGCGCAGUGGACUGCUGCCAGACAUGGAACUGGAACCCUCGAAAUCACCCCUCUAAAUGAAGCGAUAUUGAAAGAAAUUAUUAUGUUUGUGGAGAGUUUUAUCUAUAAACAUCCCCAAGAGGCAAAAUUUGUUUUUGUGGAACCACUUGAGUGGAACACAAGUUUGGCGCCCUCAGCAUUUGCAUCAGGUUAUGUUGUCAGUGAAACAACAGUCAAAUCAGAAGAAGUUGAUAAAAAUGGACAGCCUUUGCUAUUUCUCUCUGUACCACAAAUUAAAAUCAGGAGCUUUGGGCAGCUGUCACGCUUGCUACUUAUUGCCAAAACUGGGAAGUUGAAGGAAGCCCAAGCAUGUGUUGAAGCUAACAGAGACCUCAUAGUAAAAAUCUUGGGCUCCGAUUAUAAUACAAUGAAAGUAGACUCAAUUGCAUUAAAUAUUCUUGGCAAAAUUACCAGAGAUGAUGAUCCUGAAAGUGAAAUUAAGAUGAAGAUCGCUAUGCUGCUUAAGCAAUUGGAUCUGUACCUCCUCAAUCAUUCUCUAAAACAUAUUUCAUUAGAAAUAAGUUUAAGUCCCAUGACGGUGAAGAAGGAUAUAGAACUGCUCAAACGUUUCUCAGGAAAAGGAGACCAAACAGUCUUGGAAUCUAUUGAAUAUACCUCAGAUUAUGAAUUUUCAAAUGGAUGUCGAGCCCCACCGUGGAGACAAAUUCAUGGGGAAAUUUGUUAUGUGCUGGUGAAACCUCACGAUGGUGAGACUCUGUGCAUUACUUGCAGUGCAGGAGGAGUAUUUUUAAAUGGUGGCAAAACAGAUGAUGAAGGGGACGUUAAUUAUGAGAGAAAAGGUUCAAUUUAUAAAAACCUUGUCGCAUUUUUAAGAGAAGAGUCACCAAAAUUUUCAGAAAAUAUGUCUAAACAGGGAAUUAGCUUCAGUGAAGACCAGCAAAAGGAAAAGGAUCAGCUUAGCAAAGCCCCCAAGAAGGAAGAAGCAGCUACCCUCCGCAAAGACAUUUCUGGUUCAGACAAGAGGUCACUGGAGAAGAACCAAAUUAAUUUCGGGAGGAAUCAAAUGACCAAGAGAUGGGAACCAAGCUUAAACUGGAAGACCACUGUUAAUUACAAAGACAAAGGCUCAGCAAAAGAAAUCCAAGAGGACAAGCGCACAGGAAAACUUGAAAAACCAAGACCAUCUGUUUCCCACGGAAGAGCACAAUUACUUCGGAAGAGUGCUGAAAAGAUAGAGGAAAUUGUUAGUGAUAGCUCCUCGGAAAGUGAGGAAGAUGAAGAACCACCUGACCAUCGUCAGGAAGCAAGUGCAGAUUUGCCAUCAGAAUAUUGGCAAAUUCAGAAGCUGGUGAAAUAUUUAAAGGGAGGAAAUCAGACAGCUACAGUGAUUGCGUUGUGUUCAAUGAGGGAUUUCAACUUAGCUCAAGAAACCUGCCAGUUGGCCAUUAGAGAUGUUGGAGGCCUGGAAGUGCUGAUAAAUUUGCUUGAAACCGAUGAAGUCAAAUGUAAGAUUGGUUCAUUAAAAAUACUGAAGGAAAUCAGUCAUAAUCCUCAAAUCAGACGGAAUAUUGUUGACCUUGGGGGCUUACCAAUUAUGGUGAAUAUACUUGAUUCUCCACACAAGAGUCUGAAAUGUUUGGCAGCCGAGACUAUCGCGAAUGUCGCCAAGUUUAAAAGAGCACGGCGGGUGGUGAGGCAGCACGGGGGUAUCAACAAACUGGUUGCUCUACUAGACUGUGCACAUGAUUCCACAAAACCUGCCCAAUCGAGUCUGUAUGAGGCCAGAGACGUGGAAGUGGCUUGCUGUGGGGCACUGGCCCUGUGGAGCUGCAGUCAGAGUCAUACGAAUAAAGAAGCCAUCCGCAAAGCCGGGGGCAUUCCUCUGUUGGCUCGGCUGCUGAAGACUUCUCAUGAAAACAUGCUAAUUCCAGUGGUGGGGACAUUGCAAGAGUGUGCAUCAGAGGAAAACUACCGGGCUGCAAUCAAAGCAGAAAGGAUCAUUGAAAACCUUGUCAAGAACCUAAAUAGUGAGAACGAGCAGCUGCAGGAGCACUGCGCCAUGGCCAUUUACCAGUGUGCUGAAGAUAAGGAAACCCGGGACCUCGUUAGGCUGCACGGAGGACUUAAGCCCUUGGCCAGUCUACUCAAUAACACUGACAAUAAAGAGCGUUUAGCCGCUGUCACGGGGGCAAUAUGGAAGUGUUCCAUCAGCAAAGAGAAUGUGACCAAGUUUCGGGAAUACAAAGCCAUUGAAACCUUGGUGGGACUUUUAACAGAUCAGCCUGAAGAAGUACUUGUGAAUGUGGUUGGAGCCUUGGGAGAAUGCUGCCAAGAACAUGAAAACCGAGUCAUUGUCCGGAAAUGUGGUGGCAUUCAACCACUUGUGAACCUCCUUGUUGGAAUAAACCAAGCUCUUCUUGUGAAUGUUACAAAAGCAGUUGGUGCUUGUGCAGUAGAACCUGAAAGUAUGACGAUAAUUGAUCGCUUAGAUGGAGUUCGUUUGUUGUGGUCCCUGCUGAAAAAUCCUCACCCAGACGUGAAGGCCAGCGCAGCGUGGGCACUCUGUCCAUGCAUUGAAAAUGCAAAGGAUGCUGGGGAAAUGGUUCGUUCCUUUGUUGGUGGUUUGGAACUUAUUGUCAAUUUACUGAAAUCAGAUAACAAAGAAGUUCUGGCAAGUGUAUGUGCCGCCAUUACCAACAUAGCAAAAGAUCAAGAAAAUUUAGCUGUUAUUACAGAUCACGGAGUUGUUCCUUUGUUGUCCAAGCUGGCAAAUACAAAUAACAAUAAAUUGAGACAUCAUCUAGCAGAAGCUAUUUCACAUUGCUGUAUGUGGGGCAGGAAUAGAGUGGCCUUCGGUGAGCACAGAGCAGUGGCUCCACUAGUGCGUUAUCUGAAAUCAAAUGACACCAACGUGCAUCGGGCGACAGCUCAGGCCUUGUACCAACUCUCAGAAGAUGCCGAUAACUGCAUCACCAUGCAUGAGAAUGGUGCAGUAAAGCUUCUACUGGAUAUGGUUGGGUCCCCUGACCAGGAUCUCCAGGAAGCUGCAGCUGGUUGUAUAUCCAAUAUCCGCAGGCUGGCUCUUGCUACAGAGAAGGCAAGAUACACUUGAAAUUUAAAUGGACAUUACAAGCUAUCACAUUCUACAUGACACAGGACAUGUCACUCCCAUGGCCAGGAAGCCUAAAUUGGGAAACAUUUAUUAGCAAACCCUUUCAACCUUCUAAAUGAAAACACACAAAUUGAAAAUGCACAGAAUGUUUUUCAUCUGAAAAUUGCAUGGAGACUUUUGUUUCUAUUUAAUGUUUUAGAGAUAUGACAUGUAAUAAGAUGGAAACCCAAUAAACCUGUGAUAAGUUUCUAAGAA
Messenger RNA from Symphalangus syndactylus (siamang), 3526 nucleotides. It is a transcript of the gene ODAD2, whose product is annotated as outer dynein arm docking complex subunit 2. The record is from RefSeq and is a predicted model, not a curated record. NCBI's taxonomy places the organism in Eukaryota, Metazoa, Chordata, Mammalia, Primates, Hylobatidae. Gene Ontology annotation, molecular function: protein binding.